ACCAAAACCCAAUCGAUUGAAUUGAAUACGAAGAGUUACGUUUCGUAAAUAGGCAAUGGCCAGAAAGCGCAACAUCGCCGUCCAAAAUCAACUCAACCCUCUCUCCACGGCGGAGGCGGCGGCCGCCACCAAGAAGCUGCGGAGGCUCCCCCACGUCUUCACCAGAGUCUUGCAACUCCCUCUCCCCGCCGAUGCUGACGUGUCCCUCCAUGAAGCCUCUAACUGCUUCCGAUUUGUUGCGGAGACACCGGAACUCGCACCGGUGGAGGCCCACAUCGUGCAAAUCCAUCCCGGAAUGACAAAGGUCGUCGUCAGGGAAACUGUCUCCUUGCGCAUUCCCUUCGAAGACCUCAACCUCGACGUCUGGAGGACCCGCCUGCCGGACUCCACGCGGCCGGACCUCACCACGGCCGCCGUGGUCGGCGGCGAACUCGUCGUUACGGUGCCCAAGAGCGUCCGUGAUCAGGAAGAUGGCCUCAGAGGCACGGACGCUGCUUCUACACCCGUGCUUGUACAGUGAUUUGUUUGUUCUACUUAACUCCAUCGUUUUAGUUUCUCACUUGCGUUACUAUUUUUGAAGGUUGUUCUUGAAUUGGAGAUACUGUAGUGUUUCUCUGCCGUUGUUUUUCUCCGAUAAAAUACACCUUUUUUUUUGCAUAGUAGUAGCACGUGAUUAACAGUGCUGUGUAGUUUUUAUGUUU
Messenger RNA from Vigna unguiculata (cowpea), 701 nucleotides. RefSeq lists its product as uncharacterized. The record is from RefSeq and is a predicted model, not a curated record. NCBI's taxonomy places the organism in Eukaryota, Viridiplantae, Streptophyta, Magnoliopsida, Fabales, Fabaceae.